Molecule: messenger RNA, 2901 nt
Organism: Coccidioides immitis RS
Lineage: Eukaryota; Fungi; Ascomycota; Eurotiomycetes; Onygenales; Onygenaceae
Product: C6 transcription factor
Exons: 2
Coding region: 1-2901 (966 amino acids)
Biological process (GO): regulation of DNA-templated transcription; DNA-templated transcription
Cellular component (GO): nucleus
Molecular function (GO): DNA-binding transcription factor activity, RNA polymerase II-specific; DNA binding; zinc ion binding
Source: RefSeq, a predicted model, not a curated record
AUGCGCUCGAGCAUUGCUUGCUCCCGCUGCAGGCGGAGCAAGAUCAAAUGCGUCAAUGCGGGUAUCGACACCACCUGCCGCGCCUGCGAGUCCUCGGGCAGAGAGUGCGUCUAUCCCACACCUGCAAUCGGCACCGCCAGCGCCGCUGCUGCCAAGCGAGACCUUGCCGCAAUGGCUGAUGGAGAGGAGCGGAACGGCGACUGGGAGAGCCCAAAGCGGCAGCGCCCGAGAAAGACGGCACAUUCGGCAGCCUCCGGUGCAAGAGACGCUCACAGGGGGACGAACAGCCACCAGGCCGUCCUCGACCCUACCCUUCUCACUGUCAAAGUCUGGGAGAGCCUGUUCGAUCUGUUCCAGCUUCAUUUCUCUGCGACCCUGCCGUUCUUACACCCCACUACGUUCCUCUCUCAGAUUCGGCAGUUUUCCACCAAUCCCGCGCAAACUGAUACGGCCAGCCGACAGUCGCAGAGUCCAGCACCUCGAGCGGAGCUGUCGCCUUUGGUCCUUCUGGGAGUGUUGACUCUGACUGCCCGUUUUCAUCCGCAGUUGAUUCAACACCAUUCACCCUCAUCUACCGCCCACCCAUCAAACCCUCUCGUAGCUUCCGAAUCCUACGCCAACGCCCUACGCGCCCGCUUGGUCGCAGGCGACGGAGGCGACCUCGCAUCCGCAGACAUCCAUCGCGUCCAGGCCUUCCUGAUGCUAGGUCUGCACGAAUGGGGCAUGUGCCGCGGCACAAACGCAUGGAUCUACGUCGGGAUGGCGAUCCGACUAGCCCAGGCAAUGGGACUCUCCUUCGAAACCGAAAACGACCGCUUCUCGCGUCGCAGCUCCCUCCACUCGAACCUCGACCAGAAGGAUCAGAAUUCAGACGACAUCAUCGAGCAGGAGACCAGGCGACGCACGUUCUGGAGCUGCUUUGUCAUGGACCGGUGUCUCAGCGGUGGCAAGUUUCGCCCGAGGAUGGUCAAGGUGCGAGAUGUCGGCAUCCAGCUCCCGAGCGACAAUGCGUUUGCGUUCGGUGAGCGCGUGCGAACGUCGCGCCUGGGUGAGAAUGCUGGUAAUCGCCGAUCGCAGAGCUUCGAGCCCCGAGUGAUGCCGGGCCUGCGUCAGAACGUGGGAUUAUCCGACGAUCUGAAGCUCCGAGCUAACGGAUCGAUCCUGAGCGACCCGAAGCAGUGGUCGAACGCCAGUCAUCGCAGCGACGGAGUUGAGAAUGGAAUUGAUCGCUGGGAAGUCGGCGCUGAAGAAUGUGUUCUGAGCAGACUAAUACGCAUCAUUCGUGUUUGGGGAAGUAUUGCGAAAUGGUCGUGUGCCGGUGGACGAAGAAUUGACCAGUACCCUCCGUGGCAUCCCGAUUCGCAGUUUAAUCGGCUGAAAGAACUCCUGAUCGAGUUCCAAGAGGGCCUGCCGCGAAACCUGCAGUACAGCGCACGAAACACCGAUACCCACAUCAUGUACAAGAACACGCUGGCGCCGUAUUCGCUUAUGCAUAUCAUUUACUUUCUGUCGGUCAUUGUGCUACAUCGGUCCUAUGUACCGUUUUUGCCUCUGCGCGGCAUGGAUCCGCAGGGACCGAUGGACGAGCCUUCGUUCCCCGCCGAGGGCUUCCGGAGAGACAUCACUCGGGAGGUCUUUCGAGCCUCUCGACAUAUGAUCGAGCUUGUCAAGACCUGUUAUGAGCGCGGCGUUUUGAUGGAGACUCCCCUGGUUGGAUUUGCCGUCUACAAUGCUGCUUCCAUGGGCGUUUACGCGGCUCACUUUAACCAUAUGGACCAGGAAGGUUACAUCUGCUCGAAACCUAGCUCGACCGAUGUCAUGCCUGGUCUGGGCGGCCAGGGACAAGCGGAGAUCCGCAGGGCCGUUGAGAUCCUUGGGAGUAUGAGGUCGCGACUUCCAAUGGCCGUUGGCUGGUUCCGCACUAUCAACAGGCUGCAUACGUUCUUUGUCAAAGCCAGGCGAGACUACAAGCGUACGGUGCGGAGCCGGGAAAGUUUGACACCGAGUGGAGAGCUGCCCUUUGGUGGUAAUCCUGAUGAAUUGAAGCUCUUGGAGAAGAUCUUCACAGAUAUGGGCGUUGCAGAGGAUCAGACUCCCGACUCGAAUGGCCUCAGCGACGAGCCGGUCGCGCCUCAUGUCAAUGGGACCGACCAUACUAAUGGCAGUGAUGCUGGAAGCAAUCAUGUCAGGAGCGAAUCUGGUGAUGCAGCAGAGGCCAACGGCGACAGCACCACGCGACGAGAGACCUGGGUUCCUGUCAACAGUGCCGCUCACGAGUCAAACCGAGAGACAGAAAGACUCGAUUCCACCAUCCUUCGCCCGAUCGAAAGCGAUCGAUGGGCAAAUCUCCCAGGACCCCCUGCACCACCUUCAUACAGUCUCCCAUCUAUCCAUCAGCAUAACCUAGCACCGCCACCCUCCAGCACUCCACAAUCGCUCUCCUCUUCGACAGUAUACUCCUCUUCACCAUCUUAUCUUCCGUCUGCAAAUAACCGUCUCCAACCACUCCAGCCCUGGCCCACCGCCCGUCAACCUCCGCCUCCUCCAUACUCGCAAUCCCUUCCUGCUCUGAAUGCGGCCGCACAGCAAAACUUCCCCAUGCCUCCCCUCGCCACCACACAACCACCGCCGCCUCCUCCUCAUCUUCCCUUGCAGCUCCACCAGCAUCACCCACGUCUUACUCCACCACGCCUCCUUGACGGUGCAGCGUCGCGCAUAAUGUCUCCAGUACCUCCCGACCCCGGAACGAGCACCGUGUGGACGAGCAGCCUAGGCGGAGACGACGUGAUUGCAUUUGUGGAAGGUGAAGGCUUAGAGAAGUGGGCAACAAGCAGUGCUACGCCGCACGUUGGAGUGCAGGGCGGAUGGUUGGCGACGAUCUGGGAUGGGUACGGGCAUUAA